Messenger RNA from Trichobilharzia regenti, 1748 nucleotides. NCBI's taxonomy places the organism in Eukaryota, Metazoa, Platyhelminthes, Trematoda, Strigeidida, Schistosomatidae. The record is from the annotation of a GenBank genome assembly.
AUGGCCGGAAAACGUGUGAUGGAUCCAACAAGUCAACCUGUCAACGAUGAUCCGCCUGGUUUGCGUUUAUCGGAUACUUUUGAUGAGCAACAUACUAGUUUUGGAUUGUUUAAAGCCUAUAAAGAAGGCCAGUUGGAUUUAAAUAUUUUAAGCACACAAGAUGCAAUUUCAGCGGCAUCAACAACUGCAGAGGUUGGCUCAGGGACGUCGUCAUCAUCAGCAAUAAGAACAUCGAAUGAUAAUAGUCAACAGAGUGAGAUUUCUAAACAGCAUUCCUUACCAAAAUCUUGGUGUAUGUCUUCCGAAACGAGUCAAUCAGGGUCACCUAAUAAAAAGUUGACUUUAGGUUUAUUUUUCAAACCUAAGCCAACAGGUGAUAUAAUCAGUUCGACUAGUGAGUCACAAACUCCAUCCGUCGUACGCGUUCCUGCUGCAACUGUUGCUUCGAUAGAGGAAAAUAAAAGCGGUCAAGCGGGAACGCUUUUAUCACGUGGAAAUGCUAUUCUUGUCAAUCAGCGUCAGAGAGGCAAUGCUGUCUUGAAGCAGAUACGUAAUGUUGCAUGGGAAUAUGCAGAUGUUGAACCUGAUUUUGUUGUAGGACGAAAUAACUGCGUUUACUUCUUAAGCCUGCGUUAUCACAACUUAAAUUCUGAAUAUAUUUUUGAACGAUUACGUCAAACGAAACAACGUUAUCAAUUAUCGGUGCUUUUGGUUCAAGUGGAUGUACCAGAUCCAUACUACCCUUUAAAAGAGCUUUGUAAAAUUUGCUGGACGGAACGACUAACCCUGAUGUUAGCCUGGUCAGUAGAAGAAGCAGCAAGGUAUUUAGAAGCUUAUAAAGCCUUAGAAAAUAAACCACCUGAUAGCCUAAUGGCUGAAUCAAACAACCAAAGUGAUUAUGCUGUACAAUUCACAGACUUCUUAACAUCUGUUCGUCGGAUAACAAAAGCUGACGCGGUAUCUGCAAUGACGAAAUUCGAUGUAGGUUUGUUGACAUUUUUUCUGAAGGUUCCUUUUUUAUCAUAUGCUUGCCUAUCAAAUAGGUGUUAGGCCACGCGCCUGUAGUCUUAUGUCAGUAUCAGAAACUUCGCUUUUUUUUUCUUCAAUAUAUAAUUUUUCAGACAGUUGCUGAUAUAAUACGCGCUGAUCAAUCAACACUAGAGAAAUGUCCUGGCUUUGGCCAAUUGAAAGCCCGAAAACUUUUUGAAAUAUUUCGAAUGCCAUUCAUAAAGGAAGAUCGUUAAUACAAUGCAGUGAAGUGAUUCACAGGAAAUUCCUCGUGGAAUGUCAGAAAAAAAGAAGUGGGACUCUUGAAGUGCAUUUGUCCAUACUUCCUGUUCUAUAAUUUACAGAGCAAUUAAUAAAUGCGUCAACUAUUUUUGUAGUAAAAGUUGUCCUUUUUUAAUGCUGUACAAAGAUUCUAGUCGAUUUCUAAAGAAACUUGUGAACAACAAGUUAACUUCCCUUUGGCUGCAAUAUGUGAACAACUUUCACUGUCGAUAAAAGGUACUACUUGAAAUAUUCCUGUGAUCAUCUGGGUGUUGACUUUGAUCACUGCAUCUAGUAACAAAAGAUUCACAUAAGAGACACAGCAUCAACUGCUAUCGAAUGCAUUAGGCUGUUAGCAAUCCCUGUUUGUGAAACUUGAUGAUGAUGCUUUGUCAGUGUCGAAAAUUCGUUAGGCAGAUAAUAAAUAAUUUAUUACCGUAGAACAUUUCCAGUAAGUCGAGUAAUUCAGCCACAACUUU